Messenger RNA from Cinara cedri, 7882 nucleotides. Lineage: Eukaryota; Metazoa; Arthropoda; Insecta; Hemiptera; Aphididae. The record is from the annotation of a GenBank genome assembly.
AUGGUUAAAGAACAGUACAGGGACACAGACGGUUCACGUAUCAUGUGAGUAAUAUUAUAGUUAACAGAACAUUACAUUAAAUAACAUUAUUUUGUUAAUAUUUACUAUCAAAAUAAUAGAUCUAAGAUCAGCUUUGGUGUCGACAAUCCUCAAGACAUUCAAAGGAAAUCGCAUUUAUGCAUAAAUACUAGAAAUCUAUAUUCUAUAAACAAUAACAAUGCUGCACGUACACCUCAUCCAUACGGUGUGCUCGAUCAUAAAUUGGUGAGUUUAAAUUAAAUUAAUAAGAACAUUUAAUCUUCGAUCUUCAAUUUGACAUUCAAAUGUUAAUUUAUUCUAUAUACGUGUGACAGGGAGUCAAUCAAAAGGAUGCAAUAUGUAUGACUUGUAAUAAAGGACUUAAUGAUUGUCCCGGACAUACUGGUUUCAUAGAUUUACAACUUCCAGUUUUUCAUGUUGGCUUUUUUAGUUCUGUUAUAACAAUAUUACAAACAAUCUGUAAAGUAAUAAAAAUUGUAUUAUGUAACCAUUUUUUUUCUUGAUAUACUUACAGAAAAUAAUACAAUUUAAUUUUAGAAUCCAUUUUGUGCUAAAGUGCUGUUAACUAAUGAAGACCGAAUGUUUUUUUAUACAAAACUAAGAAAUAAGAACUUAACAUACACAAUGCGGAAAAAAGUAUUUAAAGAAGUUCAUGCAAAGGCGAAAAAAGUACAGAUAUGUCCUUUUUGUAAUGAGAUUGUAGGACAAGUGAAAAAAAAUGGUAUUUUAAAAAUCUCAUAUGAUCGUUAUCGAUAUAAAAAACCUGGCAAUGAAGCAGAAGCUAAAUUUUGUAAUUAUUAUUGCCUAAUGUCUAUGCAUUUUUUUUCCUCAAUAAAUAUUAAUAUUGUGCAUUUUUAAUUAGGUGCUUUAAAUGAUGUUGUAAAGUAUAACAAAGAAGUUGAAUCAAUGAGAAAUUAUAUAUUCAAUGAGAACCUUAAUCCUCAAGAAGUACUCCGUUUAUUGUUAUCUAUACCUUUCGAAGAUAUAAUAUUGUUGGGUAUGAAUCCCGAAGUAUCUAAUCCUGGAUGGUUGUUAAUGACAAGAAUGUUAGUUCCUCCAAAUUGCAUUCGUCCAUCUGCAGUCUCUGAUAUACGAUCUGGAACGUAAGGAUGAUUUACAUAUUUGUAUGUUAAAAAUUAAUAUUGAUUUUAUGUGAUGUUUAGAAAUGAAGAUGACUUGACAUUAAAAUUAUCAGAAGUUCUAUUUAUAAAUGAUGUAAUAGUGAAACAUAAACAUUCUGGAGCAAAACCCCAGUUAUUACAUGAAGACUGGGAAUACUUGCAGUUACAUUGUGCCUUAUACAUCAAUAGUGAUUUAUCUGGUGUUUCACGUACAAUGAUGGUGAAUAAAAAUAUUAACUACUCUUAAAAGUUUUUAACAAAUCUGAUUUUAACUUUGCAUUUAGCCAAAAAAAAUUGCUAGGGGUUGUGUUCAGCGUUUAAAAGGAAAACAUGGGCGAUUCCGUGGUAAUUUGUCUGGUAAAAGAGUAGACUUUACUGCACGGUCUGUAAUUUCACCAGAUCCAAAUCUUCAAAUAGAAGAAGUAAUGAACAUCAAUUUUACAAUGCGAUUUGUAUUUAUUUACUGAAUGUAUAGGUCGGUGUUCCUGUUCGCAUGGCUAAAAUUUUGACAUUUCCUCAAAAAGUAUGCCAAUCUAAUAUUAAUUUAAUGCGUAAGCUGGUUAUGAAUGGACCUGACAUUCAUCCUGGAGCUAAUUUUGUUGAACUUCAAGGAUCUAAGCUAAAAAAAUACUUAAGAUUUGGAAAUAGACCGGCUAUAGCCAAAGAUUUGAAAGUCAGUAUUUAACAAACUUUAUAUGAUGUAUUAUCUUAAUAUAUAAUUUUACUCUUCUAUGAUAACUGUUAUUAUUUUUUAGAUUCUGAGUGGAGUGAGGAAUAUAUGGGUUUUACAAUGGCGUUUAUAUUAUUUUUGUUAUUUUCUGUAAAUAACUUUUCUACCGGAAAUUUUGCUCCAAUUUUCAAGUGUAGCACCUUUUGUGAAAGGACAUUUGACAGGGUGGUACUUUAAGACGGUUAUUGUAUAAUUUUUCCAGGGAUUUUCAUAAUAAAUAAAUAAAAUUGUAAGGAAAAUUGAAACUGUAAAUAUUAUGGCCUUUUAAAAUAUGUACAACUGAACUCCGCUCAGAAUAGUUUUUCAUUAGUAAUGAUUAAUUGUUGUGUACAGAUAUAUACUAAAUUUCCCCUUUACUUUCCAACUUUUCACCUACAAUAAUAACCCAUCUACUGUGUAAAGUAUAGUCUUCUUUUUUAAUUUUUAACAAAAAUUAAGUUAUCAUCCCCAUUUUAUAUUUAAAUAAAGUUAAUUCUAAAAGUUUUGAUAUAUUCAUUAUUAUUUAUAUUUGUCAUUUAGCUUGGAGAUAUUGUUGAGAGACAUUUAUCAGAUGGUGAUAUCGUAUUAUUCAAUCGACAGCCUAGUCUUCAUAGAUUAAGUAUUAUGUGUCACCGUGCAAAGGUUUUAGAACAUAAUACAUUAAGGUAUGUGUAACUUAUUUAGUUUUAAACUGGUUUAUUUAUUAAUGAGAAUUUUUAGGUUUAAUGAGUGUGUAUGUACUCCUUAUAAUGCUGAUUUUGAUGGUGAUGAGAUGAAUUUACAUUUGCCACAAACUGAAGAGGCUAGAGCUGAAGCGAGUCUGUUAAUGAUUGUAUGUUAUAAUUAGUUUGGUCUAUUAUCGUUCUCAUUAAAUCCUUUAAAUUUUAUUUUAGAAUAAGUCAAAUUUAGUCACUCCAAGAAAUGGAGACAUUCUUAUUGCCGCUACUCAAGAUUUUAUUACUGGAGCAUAUUUAUUAACACAUAAAAAUACAUUUCUUAAUCAAAGAGAUUCUAGUAGAUUGAUUGGUUGGCUAAUGGCUGGUGAUGAUAUUAAUGUUGAUUUAACUUUACCUCGUCCAGCUAUUCUUAAGGUAUACUACUUAAUAUUAAUAAAUAACUUAAGUCCAUUAUUUAAAAAAUACUUUUACUCAUUUUAGCCCCAUAAACUUUGGACUGGAAAGCAAAUAUUAAGUAUAAUUAUGCGGCCCAGUAAAAAGUGUUCAGUGAAAGCUAAUCUUAGGUGUAAAGGAAAAUCAUAUACUCGUGAUGAAGAAUUUUGCUUCAGAGAUUCCUGUAAGCUAUAUGUAAAUUUAUUAAAAUUAUAUUUUUAAAAGUAAGAUAAUUAUUUAUUUAGAUGUUUACAUAAGAAAUUCAGAGUUAUUGGCUGGUACUAUGGAUAAGGCAACAUUAGGUUCGGGUAGUAAAUCAAACAUAUUUUAUAUAUUGCUUGCUGAUUGGGGUUCUGAUGUUUGUUGCAAAGUAAUGUGGCGUUUAACACGUCUUACAUCAUACUUUUUAAUGUUACGGGGAUUUUCAAUUGGUAUUGGUGAUGUUACACCAAGUAGUGAUUUGCUGCGUUCUAAAAAUGAAUUAGUUAUUAAUGGGUAAGAAGUUAUAAUAUAUUGAGUUAUGUAUUUAUAGUUUGUUAAUCAAUUUAUUUACUCUAAUUGAUUAAAUGUAUUUUGUUUAACAGUAACGCCUUAUGUGAAGAAAAUAUUCGUUUAAGAAAUGCAAAAGAAUUGAAAUGUCAACCUGGUUGUAACAUGGAUGAAACUUUAGAAGCAAAUAUUUUAAAACAACUGUCUGGAAUUCGAGAUUCUGUUGGUAAAGCUUGUUUACAAGAACUUCAUUCAACUAAUGGUCCAUUAAUUAUGGCUCUCUCGGGAUCCAAAGGUAAGAAUGAAGUGUACUUAAAUCAAAAUAGAUUUAAAUUACUGUUGCAUUAUUGUUUUAGGAUCUAAUAUUAACAUAUCACAAAUGAUAGCUUGUGUGGGUCAACAAGCCUUAAGUGGACAUCGUGUGCCAGAUGGAUUUGAAUCUAGGUCACUACCACAUUUUAAACGGUUUUGUAAGUUUCUCAGAUGCAUUUUAUUAAUUGAUUUUUACACUUUAUUGCAAGUUAUUAAAUUUUGUAUUAUUUCAGCAAAAACUCCAGAAGCUAAAGGAUUUGUAGAAAACAGCUUUUACUCGGGUUUAACUCCAACAGAGUUCUUCUUUCACACUAUGGGAGGUCGUGAAGGUCUUGUUGAUACAGCAGUAAAAACUGCAGAAACUGGAUACAUGCAACGGCGACUUGUCAAGGUAAAAUUAAUUGUUUCUAAUGAAAAUAAUAAACUAUUUUUUUUUUUUAGUCUUUAGAAGAUUUAUGUGUUCAUUAUGACAAUACUGUGCGUAAUGCUUUUGGAGAUGUCAUACAGUUUGAAUUUGGUGGUGAUAGUUUAGAUCCUACUUACACUGAAGGUAAGGUACAAAUUAGAUUUACUUUUAAUCCAUUAAAUGUAUUUAUAAUUACUAUAUAAUUUUUUAAAACAAUUACCUUACACAUAUAUUUAAUAUAAUUAAAUAUUUAGGUGAUGGUAUUCCAGUUGACUUCAAACGUGUUUAUUUCAAUGUGACUGCUAACUAUCCAUGUCGUGAAGAAUGUACCUUAGGUUCUGAUGAAAUAACUCAAAUUACUGAAGAUGUAUUGUCGUCAGAUGAUUUUAAAAAUGUAAAUUUUGUAUUUACAGAAGAGUUGAGGUAUACUAAAAAUUAUAUACUUAUUAACAUUUUUUAUAUUUAAUCAAAUUAUAGUAUAAAUUCAUAUAAUUUAAACUAUCCACAAAAUACAAUAGUAAUGUUAAGAGUAUAUUAAAUUUUUAUUUUUAUUUAAUUAGAAAAUUUGGAAAAAAUUUAUCAAACCAAAUGGCAGAACUGAGAAAGAAAUGGUUAAAUUUAGAAGUUUCAAAACUAUAUCGAAUUACUUCUACGCAACUAAUAAAAUUUUAUAUGACUUGUCUAGCCAAGUAUAUGGCUGCUGUGAUUGAACCAGGUAUAAUUAUACGUAAAAUCAAAAAGGGGUUUAGUAUUUUACAAAUGUAAAACAUUAUUAUUUUCAUAGGAACACCUGUUGGAGCCAUAGCUGCUCAAAGUAUCGGAGAACCUGGUACACAAAUGACAUUAAAAACAUUUCACUUUGCUGGUGUUGCUUCAAUGAAUAUUACACAGGGUGUUCCUAGGUAUUUUAUUUCAAUUUAAUUAGUUUAUAAUUUCUUUUGCAUAAUUCUAAUUUUAAUUUAUGUACUAUUAUUAGCUGUUUUUAUGAAGGAUUCAAGAUCCUUUUAUGUAUUCCAAAUACAUUAUUUUCAUUUUUUUUUUAUAUUCACAGUAAUGUGGAUAAAAUUACACAAAAUUAAUUUUAUUUAUUUUUAUUUUAGAAUCAAAGAAAUAAUUAACUCUAGUAAAAAUAUAAGUACUCCUAUUAUUACAGCAUUCUUAGAAAAUGACAAAGACAAAGAAUUUGCAAGAAUUGUUAAAGCUCGUAUAGAACAAACAACUUUAACUGAAGUAAAAUACAAUUUUGUUUUAAUUUAUUUAUAAUAUUUUCUAUACUUAAAUUAUUACAGGUUUGCAGUUUUAUUGAUGUAGUUCUUGAGAACACUGAAUGCUAUUUAUUAAUACAUGUAGACAUGAAUCGAAUUAAACUCUUACAAUUAGAAGUUACAAUUGAAUCAAUAAGGGAUAGGUAAUCAAACCAUACCAAUGUUGAAAUUUAGUUAUUUUAAGAUAUAUUUAAUCGUUUUUUCAUGGAUUUUUUUAGUAUUAUUACAACUCCACGUAUUGGAAUUAAAGCUCAUCAAUUAAAUAUAGACAAUGAAUCAUGUGUUAGUAUUACCUUACCAUCAAAAGGACCCCAAAUAUUAAAUAAUUAUAUUAAUUUAUACAUGCAAAAUUUACAAAAAGUUGUAAUUAAGGUGAAUAUAGUGAUGUUAACUAUUUGUUAAAAUAUUUUUUUAUAGUUCAUGUAAUUAUAAAAUAAUUAUUGGUUGUUAUUUAAUUUUAAAGGGUAUAAGUAAUGUUUCUCGUGCUGUAAUUCAUGAAGAAGAUGAUAAUGGUGAAAUAAAGUACAAAUUGCUUGUUGAAGGUGAUAACUUAAGAGAAGUAAUGGCAACACCUGGAAUAAUAGGGAAACUGUGUACUAGCAAUAAUACGUUUCAAGUGUGGAAUGCACUUGGCAUAGAAGCAGCUAGGUAAUAUUUAAUAGUGUUAUGAAUUUCAAAAUAAAAUAUAUUCAUCAUCAAGUUUUGAACUUAAUGCCCUAAAUAAGCAAUAAAAUAUGUGGAUUUAAUUGCAAUAAAACAAAUAUUUAAAAAAUAAAAAAAAAAAAAUAGAAAAUAGUUACAGAUGUAUGAAUAACUUUUAAAAUAAAACAAAUGAUCAUUUCAAUUAGAGAACCAAUACAAAUAAUUUUAAUUUACUUAUUCCAUUGUACCCAUUAAAUUAUAUUAGUCAUUCUCUUUAUUAUCACUAUUAAUGGAACAGAAAUCAUUUCUAUAAACCACAAGUGAACACUAAACAUCAGAUUUAUAUGCUUUUAAAAUGCAUAAAUAUCUUAAAAAUAUCAAAGUUAAGGGAGGGACUUUAAAUCCAUCUACUAUUUUUUGGUUUUUUCCCUGGCUUUUUGACAUUUUUUGUGUAUUUUAAGUGCAUAUAUUUUUGGUCCUUAAUUAUAACAAACUUAUGUCAUGUCCUAUUAUUAUUAUUGAUUGUUUAACCAAAUAAUAUUUUAUUUAAUUUGAUAUUAUACUUGCUUUAUAAUUUUCAGGUCAACAAUAAUAUCAGAAAUAGAUAGUGUAAUGAGUAAUCAUGGAAUAUCAAUAGAUCCUAGACAUCCUAUGCUUAUUGCUGAUUUGAUGACUAGUAGAGGUGAAUUGUUAGGGAUAACACGGUUUGGUCUUUCUAAAAUGAAAGAGUCUGUACUAAAUCUUGCCUCGGUAAAAACAUUUUUUAUUACAAUACCAUUAAUAAAUAAUAGAUAUCUAGGUGUUAUUCAAUGAUGUUCUAAUUAUUAUACUUCUAUAUUUUUAGUUUGAAAAAACCUCUGAUCAUUUAUUUGAUGCUGCAUAUUAUGGACAAACUGAUACAAUAAAUGGAGUAUCUGAGAGUAUUAUAAUGGGUAUUCCAAUAAAUUUGGGUACAGGAUUUUUCAAAUUGAUUUAUAAAUAUCCUUUUAAUACAAUUAAAAAAUUGAAAUUAAUUAACAAUCAUUCAUUAAAAAAAAUAUAUAAAUGCAUUGUAUCUUAACUAUCUAUAACUACUUAUCAAAUUAUUUUUUAAUGAAUGUACUUUGUAAAACAAAAAUAUUGUCCUUAAUAAUUAAUGUUUAAGACAAAAAAUGACACCACAAAGUUACCAAAACAGACGUUCAUAUUUGAUGAUCCAGAACUUCACGAAAAAGGAUGUUACUGGCAAUAAUUUAUUUCAAGUUCCAGUUCUAGUUAUUCAAUUUUAUGGUUAUAAUAAUUGUUUAUUUUUUUUUUUUUUUACUUGUUUUUAAAUCUGUGAUACUAAUUAUAUUUUGCUGUAAUUAUUAGUUAUAAAUUAAUUUUUUUUUAAUAAAUGUUUUAUAAAAAUACAUUCUUUGACGAGGAUUCGAAACAGAAUUAAUUGCAAUUGGAUAACUAUUAGAGAGAAACAUCAAAACAUCAGGUGUUUUAUGUGAUAAGAGAAUGAGACUUUAAGGCAAGUUCUACAAAAAGUGGUGAGAGACUAUUUUGUAUGAUUUGUAGUUUUAAGCAGACAAUUAAAGACAAAUAAAAAGAACCAAGCCUUGGCGGAUGAGUGGAGUGAUAAGAAAAAGAUGAAGAAUGAGUAUAUAAUAGAAGAAUCUGAAGUAGUAAUUAAUUUUAAUGAAAAUAAACAUAGGAGGAAAGAAGGAGUAAGGAAAAUAAAAAAAAGGUGGUUGGAUUUAAUUGAGAAUGAUAUAACAGUCUUUAUGUGCCAGGUGGAAGAUUGGGUCAAGUGGAAGUUUUGA